Molecule: messenger RNA, 3680 nt
Organism: Myripristis murdjan (pinecone soldierfish)
Lineage: Eukaryota; Metazoa; Chordata; Actinopteri; Holocentriformes; Holocentridae
Gene: irag1
Product: murine retrovirus integration site 1 homolog
Exons: 21
Coding region: 392-2896 (834 amino acids)
Source: RefSeq, a predicted model, not a curated record
CACACACUCCACAGCAGCCCAAAGAGGCAUACAGAGCCUUCUCCUUAAAUGGUCAAAGCUCCCAGGAGUGAAAGAGAGGCUGCUGCUGAAAAAAGACAGGGAACAGAGGGGACGGGAGAGGGAAGGAGAAGCCCGAGGAUAGAAAGGGCUUUCUGUGUAAAAGGCUGAGAAUGACAGUUUGACUGUGGGAAGCUGCUUUGAGCGGGGAGGUCAGCAAGAGUGCGUAUCUCUACAACGCAAGCGGAGGACUCAGGUCCAGAGAGAGGCGGGACUCUUGUUUCAGGGAUCUCUGAGUGAACAUAAGAGCGCAGAGCCCUGUGACCCUCCCUCUGCUGCGGAGAGACCCUUUAUUUUCCCCCACACCCGCUCACGCCCCUCAGUUCUCCCCGUCAUGCCCACACUCCCUGAGGAAGAGGAGGAUUCCCCUGAAGAGCUGGACAGUUCCUCUAGCUCCCCCAGUACAUCCACACCAGGCGAAAGCCGAGCCGUUGUCAUGACCGCCCCCACUAUCGUCUUCCCACAGCAGGCUACUAUUGUGCAACAUGAUGGACGGCCUCUAGAGCAGGCCAGACCACACAGUCCCCGAGCUCGCCUGGCCAGAAACUCCUCUGGAGCACCCAUUACCACAGUUGACAGCACAGGUAAUGUGAUUGACCUGGUGAAGGACCCGCUGCCGGAGCUGCAGCUCUCCGAGGAGGACCGGCAGAAGAACCUGGAGCUGCUGGAGCAGGCAAAGAAGGUCAGCGACCGCUUCCUUACUCGCCGGGGCCGCAGGUCCACCAGCAGCCUCACUGACUCGCCGACAGGUAGUCUCAGUCCAACUCCAACUCCAACUCCAUCUUCCUCACCAUGUUCAUCUAGAAGUCCCUCACUCACUGUGCCCCCUCAAAUUACAGUGGGACCCACAGAGGCGACCCAUGCCGGCUCACCAUCUGCUGGUCAGCACCUGGAGGUUCCAUCGGCGAGGGAGCAGCCCAGUGUCGCCACCCAGGAGCAGGAGACCCCGAGACUUUUGGUGGAUUGGAAGCCCACGGAGAAACGGAAAGUGUCCUCUGGCACCCUGACACCUCGUUUUGCAGUUCAGAAGGAGAACUGUGAUCCUUGUGUGAAGAGUCCCGGUCCCUCAGCAGUCAAUAAAGCAGAUGAGGGAGCUGCUCCAGGCCGAGGCCCCUGUCAGGCCCCAGCCACAGGGGUGGCCAAGCCUGUCCCCCGGCCCCCCACUCAGCAGGCUCCUUGUACAGCUGAGAUCAAGACGAUUGGAGCCUUCCCUCCACUAAUGAGAGCUGUCUCCUGGGACACAGUAGGAACCCUUAAUACCAAAAAUGGAGCCCCCAGUUUGCCCCCAAUGGCAGAGGAGAACAGCUCUCCCGCGGACAAGCCUUGGGACGCUCUGUUCAAAUCCUCAGGGUACAAGGACCUCCCAGCCCAGCCUGGAGGUGUACAGAAACUGUCUAAACUCCGAGAGGAGCAUAAGCUGAUGCGGAACCAAAGCAUGAUUGGAUCUAAGUUGCCAGACUUGAGUGAAACUGCUGAACAGGAAAAAGGCACUCCAACCUCUCCAGUCUCCCCCGGUGCUGAGGAGACUAAGGAGAAAUCUGAUGCCAUGCCAAACAUCUCAGAUAUCAUGCUAAGAAAACUCAAGCUUCAUCGGGGUCUCCCAGGCUGUGCACCUCCACUCACUGAAAAAGAAGUUGAGAACGCAUUCAUUCAGCUGUCGCUGGCAUUUCGUAACGACAACUACACUCUGGAGACCCGACUCAAGCAGGCAGAGAGGGAGCGCAACCUGACGGAGGAAAACACCGAGAAGGAGCUGGAAGAGUUCAAAGGUGCUUUAAAGAUGACAGCACCGCAGUGGCAGAGCUUGGAGCAGCGCGAGGCCUACCAGCGUCUCAUUGAGACGGUGGUAGUGCUGCACCGCCUGGCCACACGGCUCUCCAGCAGGGCCGAGAUAGUUGGAGCGGUUCGACAGGAGAAACGCAUGAACAAGGCCACCGAAGUCAUGAUGCAAUAUGUGGAAAAUCUGAAGAGGACCUAUGAGAAGGACCACGCAGAACUGAUGGAGUUUAAGAAAUUGGCCAACCAGAACUCAAAUCGCUGUUAUGGAGGGUCUGUCGACACUGGAGAUGACGGAGUUCCACGGCCAUCGAGAUCCAUGUCGCUCACACUUGGAAAGGCACUGCCUAGGCGUAGGGUGAGUGUGGCGGUGGUUCCUAAGUUCAACCUCCUGAACAUCCCUGGUCAGACUCCAGCCACCGCAGGCCCGGGCCCCAACCCCACCCCAGCUGCCCCCGCUGGCCCUGCUGCUGCUGCUGCUGGCCUUCCUGUCCUGUGUGAGGCCAAUGAUAUGAAAGGUAAUGCUUCCUCGGAGGCUGCACAACCGACAACAGAAUGUGGAAAGAGUGCGUCAGAGCAGGAAGGUGAACCAUCUGUACCAGCCAAGCCUUCCAUCAACUUGGAGGAGAUCAGAGCCGAGAUCAGAGCAGAGAUCAAGGCAAAGAUCGAGGAGGAGGCUUAUAGCAAAGGCUACCAAGAGGGACUAAAGCAAAGCAAAGAGCUCCAGGAAGUGAAGGCAGAAGAGGAGAAAGUUGAGGAGAAAUUGCUGGAGACAGAAAGCAAGGAUGAAGAGGGUGGAAAAAAGAUUAAGACAAACAGGAUGGAGGAGAUCCUGCUCGUCCUUGACCGCUUUUGCCCCAAGAUUUCUUGGAAUAACCGAGUGCUCUGGGCUGUCCUAACGUUGUUCCUGGUGACAUUUCUGAUCGUCAACCUUUUUACCUACUUCAGCGACUACUCCAGCAGCUAUGGGGACACGUCGGCAGAAAAAGACAUUGUCCAAGGCCAGAAGACAAUCUUUGGACUGAAUGUAGCAGCACAACCAAAGAAGCCCACUACAGAAUAACAGAGAGACCCCCAAGCCGUUUCUCCACGCCACGUCUGCAGGGUCUUACCAUGUCACUACACGAGACCUGACUUGAAUCCACGACUCUGACUUUCUACCGUCAAAGAAUGUAGAUUUGGGAGGCUUCUCUGGGUUUGGUAGUGAAGCCUUUUUCACGGUUAACAUAAUUAAGUUAUAAUUUUCUUUUGCUAGGAAAGUGUCCACGUUGUUCAUAGCAACAAGAGGCAAAAAUAAUUUCUGUGUAGGGACCAAUCAUAUAGUGUGAUGAAAUAUACAUACAGUAUAUAUUUAAAUUAGAUGCAUACUUUAUUAUUAUACGUUUGGUUCAGGUACUCUUGAUGGAGUCAAUGUGGUACUGUGGAUUUUCCUUAAAUGCCACAACAGACAGAAGACAAAGUGUAUAUUUAUCGACACUCUAAUGUUUAAUGUAUAAUCUGUCAGGUCCAGUGGAUGAGAAAGCCCCUGAGAGAUUUUUUUUAGUCAUAUUUAAAGAUAUAGAAAUAAAAAGAAUGUUUGUUUUUCUCUAGCAAAAAUUUCUAUAUUGUGUAUUUAAGCAUUUGACAUUUUGAAGACUGUUAAAAUGUAAGCACAUUCCAAAGUAGAUCCUUAAGUGCAAUAUGUUGCAGCUGAUGGUUUCAUGUGUGUUAUUUUGGUUUGUGUCUUCAGAGCACUGAGAGAUUUUCUUUGUAUGAGAGCACUCUAUAGACAGCAUGAGACUUUUUGAUCUUUGCACAUGUGUGCCUACCUGAUGUUUUUUUUUUUGUUUUUGUUUUUUUUUGUUUUG